ACGUCUUCUUUGCCCGUGGAGGCAAGUCUCAUCAUGUCAACAGACGAUACCUCCUUGCGACAGUCGCUGAAUGCCUCCUCGUCUCCAACUCGGUCCCGCGCUUCGAUGGCUUGCUUCAUGUGCCAAAAGAGAAAAAUCAAAUGCGACGGCGAAGCCCCUUGUAGCAACUGCCGCCGUCGCCACUGGUCAUGCAGGUUCAACGCCGCCGCCGACGGGAGACGCACGGCAGCUAAUCGCCAGGCAAUGAUGCAGGAGAUAACCGAUACGGUUGCGCAGGUUCGACACCACAGAGGACUACUCGCCGGUAUCUUCGCCAUAAUAAGAAAAGGGGGAGAGGGUGGCACUGACAACCUCGUCAAUCUCAUCAAGACUACCGAAGACCUAACGCAGAUCGCAUCGUAUGUUCGCGACGAGGUUGACGCUGACGCUACCGUACAACAGGCAUAUCACGCUAUCGACUGGCAGGAAGUCGAACUU
Molecule: messenger RNA, 477 nt
Organism: Capronia coronata CBS 617.96
Lineage: Eukaryota; Fungi; Ascomycota; Eurotiomycetes; Chaetothyriales; Herpotrichiellaceae
Exons: 1
Biological process (GO): regulation of DNA-templated transcription
Molecular function (GO): zinc ion binding; DNA-binding transcription factor activity, RNA polymerase II-specific
Source: RefSeq, a predicted model, not a curated record